Messenger RNA from Humulus lupulus (European hop), 566 nucleotides. RefSeq lists its product as uncharacterized. The record is from RefSeq and is a predicted model, not a curated record. The transcript has 2 exons. NCBI's taxonomy places the organism in Eukaryota, Viridiplantae, Streptophyta, Magnoliopsida, Rosales, Cannabaceae. Bases 198 to 566 code for a protein of 122 amino acids.
AACUUAGUCCUUAAGGAGGUGAGAGAGAGAGAGAGAUGUGAGUACUUCUGAGUUCUGACUGAGGAAGCAACGAAUAUUGAUAUUUCAACUGAAAAACUUUUGGUAAUACAAUAACCAUUGAUCUGAUUGGCUGACACAGGCAAUCUUUCAUCUGGGUUAUCAUGGAAUCGACCAGUUUUGUCCGUUAACUGGAGACGAUGUCACAAGCUGACGUCUCUUACAGCUGUGGGUCUUGUGGAUACCCUCUGAAUUUGAUAUCUUCUAAUCGAAUCACUUCUGGCAUAGACUCUGAAUACCGCAAAUCCAUAAAGAAAGGUUUAAUCUCCUUCAUUUCGGUUGAUCUCAGUCGAUUCACACAGGUUGAUGAGGUAAAUUGUUUUCCUCUGACUUGGGGUCGUUAUCGUUCAAAAACAAAACUCUUGUGCCGUAAAUGUGGAGUUCAUGUUGGCUAUGCAUACAGUGACUCUCCUGCCCUUUGUGGUUUUGACUCUCCCAAUUCAUCAAGCUCAGUUUAUAAAAAAUUUGCUGUAAAGAUUCGAGCUCUGCAGCCUUCUGAAGAGUGUUAA